AUGAUCUCCUCGAGACCUCCCAUCCUGCCCCUGAACUUGCUGCCUGUGCUUAAUCCAAACCCCCAGCGCCACUAUCAAAGGCAGCACAGCUAUGACCACAUGCAGCCUCCUCCUCCAGUUUCCUCAUACUACUCCUAUGGCCAGGCGCCACCUCAUCUUCAGUACCAGCUGCCUUACUACGUGCCCGUGUACUACCCGCUGCCUCCCAUGGUGAGCCUGCCUCUGGCCAAACCGGCUGCAGACUAUAGGGUCCCAGAGAUCAUCAACAAACCCAUGAACAAGUGCCACAGAUGCGGUACUACGGAAACGCCAGAGUGGAAAAGAGGCCCCAACGGGUUGCGGACGCUAUGCAAUGCCUGUGGGCUUUUCCAUGCCAAGUUGGUCAGAAGAAAAGGAGCCGCCUGGGCUGCCGAGGAGGUGCUCAACAAUAAGGUGUGUAAGGGAAAGAACGGAAGAAGGAUUCUGGUGAAGAAACAGGCGCUAGACGAGUCGAAAAAGAGACUGAAGCAGGCGCAGGUGAUUGAAAUUCCUCCUCUUCCGUACCAGCAACAACAACAACAACAACAACAGCAGCAGCAGCAACAGGCUUCUCCUCCAGCAUCCAGCACUCCUGUUUCUACAAGCUCCUCAUCGGCGUCACCAGUGUACCACGAAUACCCCGUGUACAGGUGA
Candidozyma pseudohaemuli is the source of this 672-nucleotide messenger RNA. RefSeq names its product GATA-type transcription factor BRG1 (gene BRG1). The record is from RefSeq and is a predicted model, not a curated record. Gene Ontology annotation, molecular function: sequence-specific DNA binding; zinc ion binding. Bases 1 to 672 code for a protein of 223 amino acids. Gene Ontology annotation, biological process: regulation of DNA-templated transcription. NCBI's taxonomy places the organism in Eukaryota, Fungi, Ascomycota, Pichiomycetes, Serinales, Metschnikowiaceae. The transcript has a single exon.